Amaranthus tricolor (Joseph's coat) is the source of this 1396-nucleotide messenger RNA. RefSeq lists its product as uncharacterized. The transcript is spliced from 7 exons. The record is from RefSeq and is a predicted model, not a curated record. Lineage: Eukaryota; Viridiplantae; Streptophyta; Magnoliopsida; Caryophyllales; Amaranthaceae. Gene Ontology annotation, cellular component: nuclear exosome (RNase complex); cytoplasmic exosome (RNase complex). The coding region runs from base 265 to 1134 and encodes 289 amino acids. Gene Ontology annotation, biological process: nuclear mRNA surveillance; nuclear polyadenylation-dependent rRNA catabolic process; nuclear polyadenylation-dependent mRNA catabolic process.
UAUUUCAAAUUUCUGCCGCAUUUGUGAUUUUUCUAAAAAAAACCCUUUUUUCCUUCUUCGCCUCCGCCUCCGCCUCCGCCACCAUUUUUAACUAUGUUCUGCCACUCUAUCUGUCCGCAAGUCCUCCGUCGCCUAUCACGACUCUUGACUCAAUAAGACCUCCAUUUGCUGUUUCUUCCUUCUUCCUUUUCCCUUCUUCAAUUUCCAAAGAACUUUAGAAAGUUAAACCUUUUAUAUUUGAUUUAAUUUCAAACGUUCUCAGUUAUGGUGGAACUAUCAAGAGGCGAAAAGAACUUCAUACGAGGUGGAAUUGCACAAGAUCUUCGUUGUGACGGUCGAAGUCGGUUGUCUUAUCGACCAAUUCAUGUUGAUACCGGGGUCAUUCCACAGGCGGAUGGUUCAGCUAGAGUACGGAUUGGAGGAACAUAUGUUAUUGUUAGUGUGAAGGCUGAACUAGGAAAACCCAGUUCAUCUCAAACUGAUAAAGGAAAGGUUUCAAUACAUAUUGAUUGUAGUGCAACUGCUGCGCCUAUAUUUCAGGGUAAAGGGGGUGAAGCAUUAUCUACUGAACUUGCUGCUGAUCUCCAGCGCUGUCUCUUGGGUGGUAAAAGUGGAGCAGGAGCUGGAAUUGAUCUUUCAUCCUUAUCUAUUGUGGAAGGAAAGGUUUGUUGGGAUCUCUAUAUUGAUGGCCUUGUAAUUAGCGCAGAUGGGAAUUUACUGGAUGCUUUAGGUGCCGCCAUAAAGGCUGCUUUGAGUAACACUGGCAUUCCAAAAGUUAAUGUCAUUGCUGCCGACCCAAAAUCUGUCAACGAUCAACCUGAAGUUGAUGUUAGUGAUGAAGAAUUUCUGCAGUUCAACACUUCUUCUGUCCCGGUUAUAAUUACAUUAACCAAGGUUGGAAAACACUACAUAGUUGAUGCAAAUCUGGAGGAGGAAUCUCAAAUGAGUUCAGCAAUGUCCAUCUCUAUUAAUAGGAAGGGCCAUAUAUGUGGUCUUACUAAGCGUGGGGGUGCUGGGGUGGAUCCAAGCUUACUGUUUGACAUGAUCUCAGUUGCAAUGCUUGUGAGCGAGAAGUUUAUGAAUAAAUUAGACUCGGAGAUUGCUGCUGCAGAAGCUCGUGAGGGAGAAUCUUGAAAAUCAUUUGACAUGUUUGUUCUGUCAAAUUUUGUUGCAGAAUUAGGAUAUAAUUUUACAUGAAGAAUCACUCUUAGAAGUCAGAAGUAGUCUAUACUGUGUAAUUGUUGAGAAAAAUAGUUAAAAAUUUAUAGCCAACAAUUUGUUCAUCGAGCAUCAUAUCUUUAGGAGUCUUUCUAUACUCAAAUUCCUUGAUUGAUAAAUAAUUCAAAUAUGAAAUACAAAAUAACUGAUACAUGCAUUGUUAAGGAAAAAAAACAAA